Molecule: messenger RNA, 2817 nt
Organism: Cuscuta epithymum
Lineage: Eukaryota; Viridiplantae; Streptophyta; Magnoliopsida; Solanales; Convolvulaceae
Source: the annotation of a GenBank genome assembly
GGUUAUUUCAAGUUCUCCCUGCAUUUCCCCUUUCAAGCCUUCCUUUAAACAACUGCGCCACCUCACCGCCUCUUUCCGAAGCUCACAACAAGGCUCAUUUUUCUAAUCUCUGUCUCUGAAAACACCUUCAUCAACUCUUACACAAACAAACAGGUAUUGGUUGCCAUUGGAUUGUGAUGGAUGCAAACGGUAAAGGUCCAAACGAUCAGGUGGUUGUUAUGAUCUCUGGUGGUGAUGGUUUGAAGGAUCAUCCUAAGACUAAACCUUCAUCUGGUUCACCCCAUGCAUCAAUUGAUUCACCUGAGAUUGCCACAUUCAGCCCAACUGCAAAUAAGCCUCCAAAACCACCAUCCACUUCCACCACUCUCAUUAGGCGAAAAUCACUCUCAAGAUCAGUUUACUCAAAACCGAAAUCAAGAUUUGGUGAACAGUCGAUACCCAUUGAUCAAAACAUGUUUGAUGAUCAAAGUGAAGCAUCUAUCUGUGCUUCACCUAAUUAUAAACUGGACCCCGAUACCAUUUGUAAUACACAGAGAGAGACUAGAAGGGCCGUCUCAGUGAGCAUUACCCCCAAGACACCGCUAAUGGCGUCACCGGGUGGUUUUGAAGGAUAUGAUGAGCACGAGGAGAUUUAUAAGAAAGUGAAAGUGAGGGACAAUUUGAGGCUUAGGAAAGUGAAGGUGAGAGUUUUAAGUGAAUGGUCAUUAUUACUUUGCAUUGUAGGGUGUUUGGUUGCUAGCGUAAAGGUUGAUAAGCUCCGACGUUGGAAACUUUGGGAUUUGGAGGUAUGGAAGUGGAUUACGCUUUUUAUGGUAACAUUGAACGGGCUAUUGGUCACAAAGUGGUUCAUACAUUUCAUUGCCUUAUUGGUUGAGCUCAACUUCUUGUUACGGAAGAGGGUGUUGUACUUUGUGUAUAGUUUGAAGAAGAGUGUUCGUGUCUGCCUAUGGAUUAGUUUAGUCCUUGUGACGUGGUUAUCACUCUUCGCGAGCGGGAAUCGGAGGUCGCGUUUGGCCAACAGAGUCUUGGAUGACAUUACUUGGACUCUAGUUUCGUUGCUUAUAGGGGCGUGUUUGUGGUUACUGAAAACUCUGUUGCUUAAGAUAUUAGCAUCAUCUUUUCACGUGAAUGCGUUUUUUGACAGAAUCCAACUCUCGUUUUUUCAUCAGUACAUUUUGUUGACCCUAUCGGGUAACCCGGUUAUGGAGUCGGCAGAGAUGUUAGGGAGAACAAACAGCAAUGUGAGUCAGCUCAGUUUCCACAGGGUGAAGAAGGGGAAAGACGGGAAGGACAAUAUUAGGAAGGAGAGAGAGGUAAUCGAUAUUAAUAAGCUUCACCAGAUGAAGCGAGAGAAGGUGUCUGCAUGGACUAUGAAGAUGUUGGUCGAUGUGAUAUCUAAUACGGGGCUGUCCACUAUCUCUGGCUCGUUAGAUGAACGCACAUUUGGAGGAGAGUUUGAACAAAGGGAUAUUGAGAUCACUAAUGAGGAGGAAGCAAUUGCCGCUGCUUAUCACAUCUUCAGGAAUGUUGCACAGCCUGGUUCCAAGUACAUUGAUGAGUUCGACUUAAGGAGAUUCUUGAUUAAAGAAGAGGUUGAUAUGGUUUUACCAAUGAUAGAUGUGGCAGAUACCAGAGAAAUUGACAUGAAGACUUUGACAGAGUGGGUGGUGAAGAUUUAUAAGGACCGGAAAACACUAUCCCAUGCUUUAAACGACACAAAAACAGCUGUGAGACAAUUGAACAAGCUCGUCACCGGGAUUCUAAUAGUUGUGAUAAUGGUCAUAUGGCUUCUGUUAGUCGGGAUUGCAACAACCAAAGUGAUUGUCUUUCUCUCGUCCCAACUUGUUGUGGCAGUAUUUAUGUUCGGGAACACUUGCAAGACUGUUUUUGAAGCCAUUGUUUUUGUGUUUGUGGUGCAUCCUUUUGAUGUUGGUGAUCGUUGUGUUGUGGAUGGUGUUCAGAUGAUUGUUGAAGAAAUGAAUAUCUUGACUACUAUUUUCUUGAGGUAUGACAAUGAGAAGAUAUACUAUCCGAAUUCGGUGUUGGCUAAUAAGCCCAUCAGCAAUUUUAAGAGAAGUCCCGAUAUGAGCGAUACCUUCGAGUUUUCCGUUGAUUUCCAUACGCAUGUGGAGAAGAUUGGAGCUCUAAAUGAAAAAGUAAAGAUGUAUCUAGAAAAAUCCCCACUUUGGCAUCCGAAUCACAACAUGGUGGUGAAGGAGAUAGAGAGUAUGAAUAAAAUGAAGAUGGCCUUGAUCUUCAAUCACACGAUGAACUUCCAAAAUGCUGGAGAGAGAAGUAGGCGGAGGACCGAACUGAUCCUGGAGAUGAAGAAAAUGUUUGAGGAUCUGAGUAUCAGAUACGAUCUUCUUCCUCAAGAAGUCCAUCUCAUUGACUCAUCAAGCGGGAGAAGUCCAUCUCAUUGAGGUAGCUUGUACCUGACUCCAUAGAUUUAUUUAGAACAUCUGAAUUCUGAUGAAUCAUCAUCAUCAUCUUCACGGGAGCUGCUGCUACGAUUUCUUAUGGAUAGUCGUCACAGUAGUAUGCGUUCUUUGAUUGCGGUUUGAUCAUGACUUGAAUUUUACCACUUGCUGCUAUUUGAGCAUUCCCGAUACGCAUCGAGGCUUGUAGUUGUGAUUAAAAAUAUAAUGCUCAUCUUCCUAAUUAAUCUUUUCCCCAUGCCCCUUCCUACUACUUAGGAUCUAUCUCCAUUUCCAAAUGGGACGCUCCCAUACCAUGCCUACACCAUUUCACAAAUUGCAUCCAUUUGAACUUUAGAGAUUAAUUUUGAACUUUAUAGUUUAUAAUUAUUUAUUUUAA